This is a messenger RNA of Paracoccidioides lutzii Pb01, 1428 nucleotides long. RefSeq lists its product as hypothetical. Gene Ontology annotation, molecular function: ubiquitin binding; cysteine-type deubiquitinase activity. Gene Ontology annotation, biological process: protein K48-linked deubiquitination. The transcript has 7 exons. The coding region runs from base 1 to 1428 and encodes 475 amino acids. The record is from RefSeq and is a predicted model, not a curated record. Gene Ontology annotation, cellular component: nucleus.
AUGUGCAGCCUUGCUUACCGUCAAUUUUGUUCUCUAGAAUCUGCGGUAGCACGAUUUCACCUCCAGACAUUUCAGGCUGCUCCGGCAUUCCGACGCUUAUUUCGAGCCCCCUAUCUGGAUAAUUUCCACCGAACACCGCAUUACAACCCCACCAUAGGCGCUGUUCCUUCACCAGACAAUAUGGCAGACCCAGACCAUAUGGCGGAGUUCCAGAAGCUCUCCAAUAACUAUGAACCGGAUUUACAGGGUCCCCUCGUUGGUCCAAAACAGUCCAGCGGCACGAUAACCUCCGAAUAUGCAAAUGCAGAUCCGAUAUAUGUUGCAAAAACUAUUGCACUCUCACACACCCAUUCUCAUUAUCGUGUUAUGAAAGGGGAUGGAAACUGUGGAUGGAGAGCAAUUGCUUUCGGAUAUUUCGAGACUUUGUUCAACCUGAGAGAUGCUGCAAAAGUGACCCAAGAAUUGGCGCGGAUGAAAUCCUUGAAUGAGCUUUUGGACUCCACUGGAUGCCAAGAGCAUCUCUAUGAAAUGUUCGUUGAUGCAACGGAGGAGCUUCUUACCCGUAUAUCUCAGGAGAUUGAGAAAGGAAGCUAUGACGAUUCAUUCCUCUUUCAAGCGUUUAAUGAUGAAUAUAAUUCAUCUUCUAUCAUUAUGCAUUUUAGGUUGGUGACUAGUGCAUGGAUGAAGUUGAAUCCGAGUCGCUACGCGGACUUCCUCGGAAUUCCCCUUGUUGACUACUGCACAAGAACAAUCGAAACUGUUAAAAGUGAAAUCGACCAAAUUGGGAUUCAGGGGCUGUUCGACGGAGUCAUUGGAGCGUCCGGAUUUGCCAUUGAGAUUCUUUAUCUGGAUAGGAGUGAAGGAACUCAAGUAACCCCACAUUUGCUCUCACCCAAUAAUCCUAUAGCGACGAUCAUGCUUCUUUAUCGACCGGGUCACUACGAUCUUCUUUACCGAACCGAGCAGCCAAUCCAAAACCAGGAAAUAACCCAGGUCAAUUACCAAUAUUCUAUGACUUCUGACUAUGCCUCUUGGUAUUCAAAUGCCCUGCCAUUUGAUCUAAACCCAACUUUGAUGGCCAUACCGAGUCUCCCAUUCGACACGACCAGUGUUCCGUCGCCACUGCAUGCCAGCCAGUCGCACACAUAUCCCAUGCACAUCAACUCUAGUAUUCGCCCUCCACUAGCUCCUCGGUCUCCACCAGCUCUAUCCGAACAUUCUUCAUUCCCCGGUUUCCACAUCAGCCGAGUUUCCACUCCGGGUAAAUCCUCAGAGCUCCAGAUCAGGAUGAACCCCUUAGUAUGUGAACCGAUGAAUACUCUCCCGCUGACGUCUGUACCAUUCCGCAAUUCUCCUAAUAACCUUGCACAUUUCCAAAACCCCGAUUUCCAGCCAUCUCAAUGGGACCCAAACGAGGAGUAUAAGUAG